Messenger RNA from Dermatophagoides farinae (American house dust mite), 1139 nucleotides. The record is from RefSeq and is a predicted model, not a curated record. NCBI's taxonomy places the organism in Eukaryota, Metazoa, Arthropoda, Arachnida, Sarcoptiformes, Pyroglyphidae.
UUUUUAAACAUUCUCAUUGUUGUUCUCAUAGAAAAAAAAAUGGAAGAAAAACAAGCUAGAAAUCCAACCGAUGGAAUUUAUCAUCAUUUAGGUGUGGAAUUAUCAUGUCAAUCGUCACAGCUUGAAAUGGAUGAAUCAAAACCAGUUGAAGCUAUUGUGGCAAAAUGGACAACAUUAUCAACAUGAUCAAUCAAAAUAUGAUGGUCGGUGAACAUUACACUGAUAUUGCCAGAUUGAAAUCAGAUAAUUCAUUCAUUCUGAUAUCUAAUCACAUUCAUCCGUCGAUAAGAUCAGGAUUCGUUACUAGAUUCAAUCAAUAUGAAGAUAUUCCCAAUUGUGUUGCCAAUUAUUUAAAUCCUGGUCAUGGACUAGCGAAUAGUGUUGCAAUUCGUGAUACAAAUUUUGUUGGUUUCGAUUCCGGACAUAUUAUAAUGCUCGAUACAAAGCUUUCGAUUCUGUCGACAAAACAAUUUUGUCAUAAUAUAAUCACCAAAAUUGUUUUGAGCCCUAAUCAACAGGAUCGUCUUGUUUGUGGUGAUUUCGAUGGUCGAUUAGUGUUGAUUGAUGCAAAUAGAGAUAUGGAAUCUCUUACUUAUUAUGAUAAUGCUCAUUCUGAUCCGAUCAACGAUCUUGUAUUUCGUAUGGAUGAUGUUUCCGAUAAUACCAUCAUAACAGCCGGUGCAGAUCAUUCAAUAUUACUUUGGGAUUUUCGUAUUUCUCGUACGGAUCGACCAGCUUCAACCAUAGCACAAGUGACCAGUCAACCAACAACAUUAGAUUGUGUAGCCGAACAUGAAUUGAUAUUUGGAACUGAAACAGGAAAUUUGGUUCGUUUAGAUCUACGAAAUUCGAGUAAAAUUCUACAAAAACAUUCAUUAUUCAGUAAUCAAUAUGAAUAUGAUGAUGAUAUGAGUGUUAUAAAAAUUCAUCCACUAAAACAACAUCUCAGUUGUGUUUUGACAGCUCAUCAAUAUUGGCUUAUUGAACGUCAAAAUUUGGAUACAAUAAUCGAUAAUCAUCAUUCAACAUAUUUUAAACGUGUUCAUUUGAAAAACUGUUUAGCCAUUAAUGAUGAUAAUGAUUUAUUAAUAAUUGGUAAUAAUUUUAAUCAUUUCCUUUUUCCAAAUAUUCUAAUGUAA